This is a messenger RNA of Phragmites australis (common reed), 1874 nucleotides long. Its product is annotated as glutathione reductase, cytosolic. Gene Ontology annotation, biological process: cellular response to oxidative stress; cell redox homeostasis; glutathione metabolic process. Bases 192 to 1676 code for a protein of 494 amino acids. NCBI's taxonomy places the organism in Eukaryota, Viridiplantae, Streptophyta, Magnoliopsida, Poales, Poaceae. The transcript has 17 exons. The record is from RefSeq and is a predicted model, not a curated record. Gene Ontology annotation, molecular function: glutathione-disulfide reductase (NADPH) activity; NADP binding; flavin adenine dinucleotide binding. Gene Ontology annotation, cellular component: cytosol; mitochondrion.
UGUAGUGCCGAGCAAACUCAAAGCGGCCACGGACGAGCGACGCGACACACCUCCACGUAUAUUCGCUCGAUCGGAAACGGGGGAGAGGAAGGGGAGCUUCCGAUUCUGCCGUGCGUUCAGAUCCAUCUGGUUCAAUCGCAGGUGCGGAUUUUAUCAGAUUGCCGGGUUUGUUUUUGCAGUGUUGAGAACCCAUGGCGAGGAAGAUGCUCAAGGAUGGGGAGGUGGCCGUGGCCGACGGCGAGCAGUACGACUACGAUCUCUUCGUCAUCGGAGCGGGGAGCGGCGGCGUGCGUGGCUCUCGCACCACCGCCUCCUUCGGAGCUAAGGUUGCUAUUUGCGAGCUCCCAUUCCACCCCAUCAGCUCCGAGUGGCUAGGAGGACAUGGUGGAACGUGUGUGAUACGUGGUUGUGUCCCCAAAAAGAUACUGGUAUAUGGGGCGUCUUUCCGGGGAGAAUUUGAGGACUCGCAGAAUUUCGGGUGGGAGAUUAAUGGGGAUAUUAACUUCAAUUGGAAAAAGCUGUUGGAAAAUAAGACUAAAGAAAUUGUUAGAUUAAAUGGAGUAUACCAGAGAAUUCUUACCAAUGCUGGUGUGACAAUGAUUGAAGGAGCAGGCAGUUUGGUUGAUGCUCAUACAGUUGAAGUCAGCCAGCCACAUGGUUCAAAGCAAAGGUAUACGGCAAAGCACAUCUUGAUAGCGACUGGAAGCCAUGCUCAACGUGUCAACAUACCUGGAAAGGAGUUGGCAAUUACUUCAGAUGAGGCCUUGAGUUUGGAGGAGCUUCCGAAGCGUGCUGUAAUCCUUGGUGGCGGAUAUAUUGCUGUUGAAUUUGCUUCUAUCUGGAGAGGAAUGGGUGCAGAAGUGGACUUGUUUUAUCGAAAAGAACUGCCUCUAAGAGGUUUUGAUGAUGAGAUGAGAGAAGUUGUUGCAAGCAAUCUUGGGGGAAGGGGAAUCAGAUUGCAUCCUGGGACAAAUCUAUCUGAGUUGAGUAAAACAGCCGAUGGCAUAAAAGUUGUAACUGAUAAAGGAGAGGAGCUCACUGCAGAUGUUGUUCUAUUUGCUACAGGUCGCACACCGAACUCCCAGAGGCUGAACUUGGAAGCUGCUGGUGUUGAGGUGGAUCAAAUUGGAGCCAUCAAGGUUGACGAAUAUUCUCGCACAUCUGUUCCAAGUGUAUGGGCUGUGGGUGAUGUAACAAAUCGGAUCAAUCUAACACCUGUUGCGUUGAUGGAGGCUACUUGCUUUUCUAAAACUGUGUUUGGUGGCCAGCCAACUAAGCCUGAUUACAGAGAUGUGCCCUGUGCUGUUUUCUCCAUUCCACCGCUAUCCGUAGUGGGCCUCAGUGAACAACAGGCUUUGGAGGAAGCCAAGGGUGAUGUUCUUGUUUUCACUUCAUCUUUCAACCCAAUGAAGAACAGCAUAUCCAAGCGACAGGAGAAGACUAUCAUGAAACUCGUAGUUGAUGCUGAAACCGAUAGAGUACUUGGUGCAUCCAUGUGCGGACCUGAUGCACCUGAAAUUCUCCAGGGCAUUGCUGUUGCGCUUAAAUGUGGAGCCACCAAAGCAACCUUUGACAGCACUGUUGGAAUUCACCCUUCUGCUGCUGAAGAGUUUGUGACCAUGCGGACCAUAACGAGGCGCGUGAGCCCAGCAUCCAAACCAAAGACGAGUUUGUAAGCAAGAUUGGUGUUUUGGACUACACAUACAUCAUCUGUUUGAUUUAUUGUGGAACAUUACUCUAGACGCAGACUAUAGUUUUCCAUUGAAAAUUUCACGUCAUUUGAAUGAGAACACUCUGUAUUUGAUAGGAAUAAGACUUUUGCAUAACAGUUUGCACCAAAAUAACGAGAUUGUGAAGUUCUCUGACCCAAAUAA